This is a messenger RNA of Effrenium voratum, 1479 nucleotides long. The record is from the annotation of a GenBank genome assembly. Lineage: Eukaryota; Dinophyceae; Suessiales; Symbiodiniaceae.
AUGGGCCGACAGUCCAGGUCCCGCAUUGCGCCCAACACGGAGGUGAAUGUCAUCCAAGUGGAGGUGUCUCUGCCCAGCGGCGCCAGCUGCUCCGUGGCCUUGGGCGCCGAGGCCUCGGUGGCGGAGCUCAAGGAAGCGGCGCAGCGGCAGCUGAAGCGCCGCUUUUUGACGCUGGUCCUGGGCCAGCGCCUGGACCCGAGUGCCAGCUUGAGCCAGGCGGGGUUGAAGGACGGGGAUGCCGUCGCUGCGAUCGCGCAACAUGCGCGGCUGGUGGCCACUUUCGGGGCCUUCGCCCUUUAUGUGGGAGGCAGCAGAGCGGUGACCUGGGGCGAGGCCAAGUGUGGCGGGGACAGCAGCCAGGUGCGAAAGCAGCUGGUGCGGGUGCAGCAGAUCUCGGCGACGCGAGCUGCGUUUGCUGCCAUUCGGGAGGAUGGCUCGGUGGUGACCUGGGGCGAUCCGGACUAUGGAGGCGACAGCAGCCAGGUACAGGAGCAGCUGACAAAAGGGGUCCGGCAGAUCCACUCGACGGAGAGUGCCUUUGCAGCGCUCAAGGAGGACGGCUCUGUGGUGACAUGGGGCAACUCGGACUGCGGUGGCGACAGCAGCGAGGUGCAGCUGAACGACGUGCACGCGCUGCAGGCCACGGGUCUAGCCUUCGCCGCCAUCACCGCAGAUGGCUCGGUGAUCACCUGGGGCAAUGCGGAGUACGGGGCGCACAGCACCCAGGUGGCGGAGCAGUUGGUGCGUGUCCGGCAGAUCCAGUCUUCCCGCGCCGCCUUUGCGGCCAUCAAAGACGACGGGUCCGUGGUGACCUGGGGCGAUCCUGCACGGGGAGGCGACAGCAGCCAGGUGCGGGAGCAGCUGGUGCGGGUGCAACAGAUUCAGGCAACUCGCCGGGCCUUCGCAGCCAUUCUGGAGGAUGCUUCCGUGGUGACCUGGGGCAGUCCAGACCACGGCGGUGACAGCAGCCUGGUGCAGGACCAGCUGACCUCGGUCCAGCAGAUCCAGGGCAGCGGCCAGGCCUUUGCCGCUGUGAAAGCUGAUGGCUCGGUGGUCGCCUGGGGCAAUUCGGACCAUGGGGGCAGCUGCCACCAGGUGCAAGUGCCCCUGACCCGCAUUCAGCACGUCCAGGCCAGCUACGGCGCCUUCGCGGCUUUGAGGCACGACGGCGCCGUGGUGGCCUGGGGCGACUGGGACUCGGGCGGCAACGCGAAGGAGGAGCUCCGCGGCGUGACGCGGAUCCAAGCGACGGAGAACGCCUUCGCCGCCAUUAAGGCGGAUGGCACGGUGGUGACUUGGGGCCACCGGGACUACGGCGGUGACAGCCGCAGGGUGCGCGAGCAGCUGACGGAUGUCCAACAGAUCCAAGCCUCUAAGGCAGCCUUUGCUGCCAUCAAGGAGGAUGACGGGUCUUUGGUGACCUGGGGGGACCCCGACUUCGGAAGCGACAGCCGGGCGGUUCAGAGAACGAGAUCCUGA